GGGUCUGUCCGCUGUGGGAGUUGGGGAGAUGUGAAUGACCCUGGUCUCCUCAGCCAGCAACCAGAGGAGGGUACACAGGCUCUUUCGAGCUGCUCUUGGUCAGUCGGGUACCCUGGGAGUCAUUUUAUUAUGGGAGAGGAACAGGGGGCAUUGGUCUGGAGUCAGGAGCCAGGCAGGAAUCUUGGGUUGUGAUCUUGGGUUGAAUCUCCUCUUGGGUUGGCCUGUGAUCUUGGGUUGAAUCUCCUCUGCCUCAGUUUCCCCAGCUGUAAACUGUUGAAGUUCUUAGCCCAGCGUUAUUGUGAGGAUGAAACUAGAUCAUGGGUGUGAAAGCCUUUGUCAACCAGCCACUCUGUGCAGAUGUGAGGGCAGCGGGGUGUCACGUGGCAGCCCCGCCAGCGGGCUCAUCUCCCUCAAAGCCUUGUUUGCACACUCUCUUCCGGGCAAAGCCUCCCUCGGCCAAAUUAAUUCCUGUCCUGGAUCCUCUGACUCAGUUCCCCUGUUACACAUGGGCCUCCCCUCUCUGAGAUCAGAGACCAGAUCAUAUUUGUGACACUCAACAUACAACACAGCCACAGGCACGAUAAAUGAAGAUAAAAGAAGCGGCAAAUUCUGCCCGUCCUGCCCUGCCCACCCUCAUCCAUCACCCGUGACAGUUCCCUGAGGCAGUGCUCUCAAUAGCCCUAUUUCACAGACUGGGAAGCUGGGGCUCAGAGUGACGAGAUCACUUGCCCAAGGUCACUCAGCUAAUACGUGGCUGAGCUGGGAUUUGAACUCAGGUCUGACUGCACAGCCAUGCUCGGUUUCACUCCACUGCACUGACUGAUGAGCCGCUAGGUCAGAUUCUAAUAAACAGACCCUGAUGGGCACCAACUUGGGAAUGGAGUGGUUCCGACUGGGGUAAUGCAGUGGAGCAGUUGGGAACGUGCACUCUUGAUUCAAACCACAGCUCGGCCACUGACUUAGCUGUGAGAUCUCUCUAAAGCUCAGUUUCUCCAUCUGACACGUGGGAGUAAUAAUGGCCACAUCAUAGGAGGGUGGGGAGAAGAAUCUGAGAGAAUGCAAGUGAAAGCAUGCUGUAAAUUGUGAAGGGUAUGUACAUGAGAAGGUGUGGAUUCCAGUGAUAACGAUGAUUAGAAUGACAGUGUGAUCGCCACUGCGGGCAGAGCCGCGUUGUGACAGUGCCCGCUGGCAUGACUGAGACCCCAUUCGUAUCUCAGUGCUGAGGCGAUGUGAACCUUCCCUAGCGGCCAGUGAAUGCCCUGUGGACGUCCACACUGAGCAGUGACACAAACUCUAAGUACAUUUCUGCUGGGGCUCAGCUCAUUGGAGCCUGAAGGUUUGGGCUGAGGCCCGGAUCUCUUGAGGCAAAGUGAGAAGCUCCUUGAAUCUCUAAACGAAGACUCUGCUUCACCUCCCGGGUUCAAGGACACCCUAGUGCAGGGGGUGGGGAGGGUAGACUUUGCAUCCAGUGUCUGCCUGCGCCCCAGGCUCUUCUCUGGACCCUUCCUUCCCCCUCCCCACAACUCACUGCUGCAGUGGGGACAGGGGUGCCUAGGAGCACAGGCUGCAGAGGGUUUGGCAGGCUGGCCAUUGGUAAACUACGCAGGCACCAGCUCCCACCUCAGCUCUCUCUUGCCCCCGCACAUGGGGGAGCGGGGCAUUGUGUAGAAGAGCCCAACACCCGGAGUUAGAAGGCCUGUAGGAGUUCUAGUUCUGCUAGUUACGGCGACCUUGGAAAAAUCACUGAACCUCUGAUCCGGCUUCCUCAUUUUAGAAUGGCAACCGGGCCACAGCAUUCAACACAGUCCUCCCAAGGAACCCAAACCCGAGGUCCUGGCACAGAUAACACCGGGCCAUAGGGCCCAGUCACAGCUCCCAGGAUGCAGCCGGGUUGCCUGGGAAGGGAGCAGUGAGCCACUCUAGCGCGAAAAUCUAUGUCUCUCUUGCUGGAUCCUCACCCCCUUUUGCAGCCCAAACUCAGGGGCAGGGGAGGGAACCAUCAUGUAUCACAUUGCCAGGGCCUCCUGCAAUGAGUUAAAGGUCCUCCAAAGAGGAGAUGGGAACCUGCCCUUGAUGAAUUAGUGAAGAGUUAAGAGAUUCUUCUGAAAGGCAUUGCCUGAAACUGUGCAGCUCUAUUUAUUACUUACUUAUUUUUUUUCAGCAUAGUUAAUUUGUACUAAUUAUUUGAAUAAAGAGUAUUCUUUUUAAAUAAAACUUAUAACCGGAGACCAGAGGGAAGGGUUUUUGCAGAAGGGCCAUUGGUCCCUGAACUCACACCCACAAACAACCUCAGAGAUGAACUUUGAAUUGUUAUUUCCAAAUGAGGUUAGUGGAUGACCCCAGAGUUACUCCAGCAGGAUCAGGGAGGUGAUUUUUCCCAGAAAAGCUUAAGCUUCUGUCUUAUUCCCUUAUUAUGAAGGGAAGACUAUGGUUUCUCGUGAUAAGGUAUAAUAUUUUGUGUAUAUUAAAGCCAUUAGUUCGUUAAAUAAAAUAUUUUGUUUAAAAUAUCACAAUUUUUAUAACCCUAUUUGGCAUUGAGAAAUGUGUCAUACGCCUCUGGGAGUGGCCCAGGCCUGUGUCUGCCCUGAGAGGCCCUGGGUAUAAUUUGGGAUUGACGGUCACACUCUCAGUUGUCUGUACCCACAGAGAGCCUGGCCAGCUGGCCCACCCACUCAUAACCUGAACUCUGCCCACUUACAGGGGAGUUGGGGGCAAAUUCUGGGUUUGCAGGUGCAUUAAGGCAAGAGGUAGCAGCCCCCAUCCUGAAACGGCCCCAGGGAUCUGGGACGGGCUGAAGUCUCCUGUCCUGCGUAUUCUGCCUUCUCAGCCUACUGCUUGUCUUCCCCCCAAUUGUGACCUCAUGUUACUCCAGAAUGAGCUCCUUUCUGGACCCCUUUGGCUUCCGGACCCUCUCUGUUAUGGGGCUGGGGGCUGUAAGUGGGGAUGGAAUGCACUGAGCUGGCAGUGGGGUUCGGCCCUUCAUGGAGGGAGACACUAGCCUUAGGCAGCCAGGAAUGGAUGCCAGCCCAGCCAAGGGGGUCUUUCAACCAUGGCCAGCUUGACCCAGCAGCUUCUGCCCCUUGGGUGCCAUCAGAUGGGGAGGAAGAGAAACCAAAGACUGGACGAUAAGAAGGCCUGACUUGCAGAACAGGUCACAAGCAGGAGGCAGAAGGGACUCAGAAUUGGGGAAGCUACCCUUCCACUGACCUUGGGGACAGCUGUCAGGGUGGGAGAAAGGUCCCAGGCCUUAGCCCAUGCCUGUCAGACUAGACAUAAAGGAUCCUGUGACCUCUCCCCGCCCCGCCCCUCAACCACCUUCCUCACAAUGGGGUUCAUUGCUGAGGUGGGAGGGGCAGCCUAGGGAGGGCACAGCGUGGGGCCUGCCUGCCAGACAACCUCGGGGAGCCUGUCCUUUCAAGCAUGAGCCAUACCAUCUGGGCUCCCCGACUCCCAGUGUGCUCUUAGCUCUGCCCGCCUGGCGUGGGGUCCUGGAGACCUUCUUGGAGCUCAUCCAGCAACCAUCACGCAGGGUGGUGCUGGGGACCGCCCUCUUACUCGGAGGUGGAGCCCUCAUGUUGUGGAUGCAGAGGAAGAGGAGAAGGAAGAUAGAUUCUGAGACUGCACAAGACGAGCAGGAGCCACCAGAAAGCGACAAAGCAAGGAAGGAGAGCUGGAUCAAAUCGCACUUCAGCUGUCUUUCCGAAGAGAAGCUGGCUGCCGGCAGCAGCCCCACCUGCAGCCACAGCGCCGGGGCCUGCAGCAGCGGUGCUGCUGCCCAGCCUGAGAGCGGCAGCGGGGAGGCCAGCACCAUGAUUCCUGUGGACACCUUCACCACGAGGCAAGGAGAAGAGGGCACUGCUCUUCACCGGGAGCCCUUGACCAGCAAGCAGAGGAUGUCUGGGACCUCAGUGACCAAAGAGACCCACGAGGAGUCUGGGAAAUCCUCGUCCACAGAUGAGGCCAUGUGGGCCGCCGUGGCUGCCUGUACCGAGGAGAUUGACACCAAGGGGCAGCAGCUGGCUAUCUCCAUGUUGCAGCGUGCCAUGGCUUGCCAGAACUCAGGCCACCUGGAGUCCAAGGACAUCAGCCAGGAGGAGCUGAAGGCCCUCGAGGAGGUGGAGAUGAAGCUGAAAGGGAAUUUCCUCACCCAGCAGGAAACCACCACAGCUGGUGCCAACCACAUGCACACCUUCCAUAGCCAUGGCCACCAGGGUUAUCCAAGCCACCCGAGCCACCCGUGCCACAGCCCGCCGAACAGCAGCCACCAGGCCUACCAGCCCUUUAAAGCCACCUAACCACAGAUGGAGAUGCCCCUUCCCCCCACAGGGCUAGCACACAAUCACAGGCAUCCUAUGUGGUCCGUCUCUCCGAUGGGGCAAACUAUGUGGCCCAGAUGCUGCUUAAAUCCCUGCUUCGUCAGGCCCUCACAGGGGUCCCGGGUCCCUUGGAUUCUGUGAGCGGAGUCUGCCACUGAUGGCCCCUGAUGGAGGGAGAGCUGGGGGGAAUUGAAGCAGCUGAGACAGACUCGCAGGCCACGGAAGACCCAGCAAGAGACGAUGCGCGAGGCAGAUCCCAGGAGCAGCUGAGAGCACCAUGCUGAUGCCAGCUGCCUGGAACUGAGCCAAUAAAGCCUUGUAUACCCUCACUCUGGGUCUGAGGGCUUUGUGGCCAGCCCCAGGUCUGGGCGGGCCUCUGGGGAGAGGGUUCCUCCUCCCACAGUCCUCUUCAUGUGGGCUGAUUCGAGACUCCAUAAUUCGGCCUCCCGGGUCUCAGUUUCUGGGCGUGGGGAAUCUCCAGGGGGCUCAACUGCCACCGACCUGCUGCUACCAAGGAAGGAGGGAGCAGCUGGGAGUUGGGAGGAGUGGGGAGAGACAGGCUUUGAGAAGCCAGGAAGUAAGCAGGGGUGGGAUGUAGGUCACCCUGUGUACUACCGCCCUCUCCCUGCCCGCACUGGGAUCCGUGUUGGUGCCUCCCCACCGCCUACCUUCAGAGCUACCGUGCCAUAUGCUCUCUCCUUGUUCAUGCUACUCUUGCUGGGGCUGCCUCUGUUGCAGUACUGCUAAACUGUAGUAGGAUUAGUACUACCAGUAGCUCUGCCCACCUUUUUUUGAGUGUUUAGUAUAUGCCAUGUUCUGUGUUGUGUUACGGCACAGCCCCAUGAGGAGGGUAUUAUGUUAUCUCCAUUUUGUAGUGAGGCUCAGAGGUGUAAUUUUCCUGAGACAGCCUAGACAGUAAGUGAUGUUGCUGGGGUCAGAGCCCAGCUUGGCCUAACUCCAAAGCCCGUACCCCGAACCCCUGCCCUGUGCUACCCCCGAGUCCGAUGUCCACCAUCCCCCAGUGGGCCUAUCUCUCUUAUACUUAUCCCUGUCCUCUUCCCACAUGUCCUGACACUCGCUGUGCCCUCCGGCAAGCCUGGGACUCUCCUUGCCUCCUCUUCCUGGGUUUCACAAAGCCAUUUCUGGAGCAAGCAGUGACCCCCAGGUAGGCAGUUAACGGGAGGCAGCUGUCUCCCCCAUGAAACUUGAGAGGAGUCAGCUACAUGGCACUGUCUAACCUCCAGUGUCUCCUUUACGUAGAAAUUUCUUACCAUUUGCAUCUAUUAUGGAUUUACCAGUGGUUCCCAACCUGUGGGCCUCCAACUCCAGGAAGAAGGUGCCGAGAAUCAUUGCAAAGGAUGGUUAAAUCUGUAAACACCCUAAAUGUUGUCAUUUGAUUUUAUGGAGCAUAGUUGGGAGUAUUUGAAUAUUUUUGACAUUACUAGUAAGUGACUUUAUAUAAAUGUUGAUAUGUGUGUGUGUGUGUGUGUGUGUGUGUAUUUAAAGUACUUCAUAAUAGGGACUUCCCUGGCGGUCCAGUGGUUGAGACUCCACGCUUCCACUGCAGGGGGCGCUGGUAAGAUCCCUGGUUGGGGAACUAGGAUACCCCAUGCUGCACAGCGCAGCCAAAAAAAAAAAAAAAAAACUUCAUAAUAAAAAUCUUAGUUGGAAAAAAAUAGGGUCAAUCAUACUGGAAAAUGUUGGAAGCUGCUAAUUAGAUGGAAGGCGAGAGUAGUGAGGUUUGGCUUCUGCAAGUGACUGUUAAAAUGCAUAAAAUGCAUGCAUUUAUCUGGAAGACCUUAAAUCCCUUAUUAAAAACUUAUUACAUAAAAUUUCAGAUUAGCUAAUUAUGACUUUGGAAUCUUAACUUUUAAAAAGUUUCAAACUGGCAAAAUUCAAAUAAAGUGUGUAGUUAGCAUUGUACCAAUGUUAAGUCUUUGGUUCUGAUCAUUGUACUCUAGUUAGGUAAGAUGUUGUCAUUAGUAGGGGGCUGGGGGAGGGAUGUAUGGAAAUGCCCUGUACCAUUUUUGCAACUUUCCUGUAAAUUGGAAAGUAGUUCAAAUUAAAAUUCAAAAAAGUUUUCAGGCAAUUUAGUUAAGAGGGAUAUCAAAGUUUUAUUACAGUUGUGUUGCAAGGAAAAUAGCUUCUAAGCAGCCAACUCAAGUAUAUACUCUUGGAAAGGAUAUUUUUAUAAGAAAAGAGAAUGGUUAAAUCAUUGUUAGACUAGAUAGAAAGAAGAGAGGUUAACAGUCACUAGACUCUUGUCUUAGAGUCUGCUGGGAGAGUGGCUGGUUUCCCAGGCCAAGGCUUAAUUCCAUUGAAGCUCAUUAGGAAAUUGCUUAAGCAUUUCAUCAGGAACUUUCAUUUCUUCCUAGUGGGAGGUUAUGAAUUACAUCAUGCAAAAAAGUUCUGCCUUAGACCAGGUUUGGGACAAUUUUUCUUUUAUGCAACAAAUUAUCAACGCACAUGUCAACAGGCAGUGUGCUGGGUGUCACGAAGGAGGCCAAAAUGAGGACACCAUCUUUGAUCUUGAUGCUUCUAGACAAGGUAGGGCAAGUGCUGGGCAAGGACAACAUGCUAUGGAGCACAAGGGAGAGGGGGAUUAAGGAAAGGCUUCGUGGUUCUUGCAGCAUCUGAGGGGCUGCAACUAGGGAGGUGUUCUGGGCAGAGAGAAAGGUACAGGAGCAAAGGUGUAGAGGCAGGAUGAUGGCAGUGUGUCUGGGGACCCUGACAGUCAGUUUGGCUGGAGGGGAACAUUUAGAGAUAGGCAAAAGGGAGGAGGAAAAGCCCGAAAAGUGACUCCAAAGCCUCAAGGCAAAGAGAACUUAAGAGACUGUCCCAUCCAAUUUCCUCAUUUCACAGCAGAGGCCAGUUUGAGAAAUUUUGUCAAGUCCCAACAGGUGGGGGUCGGGCAGAUUGAAGGGUUCUGAGGAUCUCUGUGCACUUUUGAGUAGGCAGCAGGGAAGGACAAGGAAUAGGUAAUGGAAGUUCAGAGGAGAGAUGUCCAGUGAAGGCUUGAUCCCAGGAAGACUUCUCAGAGGAGGUGGCAAUGAUGAUGGGCCAAGGGGCAUAACACUGACUGGGGAUACUACUUACAUAAAAGAGACUGUGAUUCCUUUUGGCCACAGUAAAUCACGCUGUUGCUUGUGUGUCCUCAGCCCCCACCUACUCCCCUCACCAAGCCUUUCUGGCUCCCCAGAGCAGCCAGAAUAACCAUGGGGGCAAGGGAGAGAAGCUUCUGAAAUGAGUCUCUUUCCUCUUAGAGCUGGAGGGGGUCUGAGAGGUUCCUGAGUGCAGCCUCCCGUCCCACACCAGCCAUCCUCCCCCUCCUCAGACUGAAAGUUGCCACCCUCCUGAUUUAAGGCUUGAGCACUCCUCUGACUAAUAUAAUGAUUACAGCUAACAUAUUGAAUGCCAGGUUCUAGCUAUUCCAAGCACUUUACAAAUAGUAUCUCAUUGAAACUUCACAAGUCUUGAAAAGGGGCACCAAUAUUACCCCCAUUUUUCAGUUGGGGAAGCUGAGGUUUGGUUAAACCAUUUGCCCAAGGGCUCAGAGCUGGCGAGGGGCCACAUUGGGAGUUAAACCCGGGCUCUGACAACCCUACUGUGCUGCUCCCUGCUUCCCCACCGCUCACUUUCCUCACUCCCCACCCAUCUGGAACCCCGGCCUUUUCCUCUCCUUUAGCCCCACCUCUACACCAUGGUGGCACAUUAGGCCUGAAACUGGACAUCUGGUCAAGGAGAAGGAGGGGGUUCUUGGCAGUAUCAGUUCACAGACUUCAAAGUGCUUUCUUUCUCCUACAUUUUCUCAUUUGAGCCUUUAAGACAGCCCUAUCAGGUAGGAUUGAAGUGACUUUAUUGUCGUCCCAAAGAAAAGGAAAUGGGGUCUCAGAGAGCGCUGUGACUUGCCCAGUAGCCAGAGGGACUGGAGUCCAGCGCUUGCCUGACGCUAUCACACUUCCCCUCCCCCAGCCUGGCAUCUCUUCCUUCUUGGGAGUCAGGCCCGGGUCGGAUGCUCCCUUAAAUGAAAUGAGGAGAAGCCACUAGGAGUCUUGAGCACAGGGGGAGCUCAAGACCCAGCUAUCCUGCUGUUUAGGCCAAGUCCAACUGUGGGGACUGGAGGCUUCUGGAACUGACCACCAGAAUGAAAGGGGACUUGGGAGUGAGUGACUGUGUCUGGAGACAUGUCUGAAGCAAGAAGCCCCCUUCAAGGGGGCUGGCAGGAAAUGUUGCGGAGGCAGUGGCAAGAGCUUGUUCUCUAAAUUCUUAGCCAGAGGGUGCUGGUCCAAUCGUGGCUGGAUUGGAGCCCUCUCUGGGGUUGGCAACUCUGCAAGUGGGGUGAUGCACUGGGAAAUCACUGUGGCCUUAUGGAGCAAGACAGAAGGAGGCUCCCACCAUAGGCCCCUAGCCUGACAUGGAGGAAUUGAUCCUGAGGAGGCAAUGCAACAGAAGCCAAAAUCUGUUUGCCUCAAGAUGUUCCCUGCGAUGUUACCAAGGCAAAAACUGGGGGAAAUAUGCUAAGUAUCCAGUGAGCUCUUCUGGCAACCCACUCAGUGGACUUUAACGGUAGAGUGAACAGCACAGAGAGAGGUUUGUGGUGUAACGUUGUCUCCGCAUCACACUGUGUCCCCUUAAGGAUGACUCAUAGGAACAACCUCUCUUUGUCCCAGUGCCAGGAAACGCUGUGUUUCUCCAGGACAGCUGCUUUGCUUUAUCUUGAUUUCUACAUAUCUGUCAGCUGACCACGUUUCCCUUUUAGCUUUGACUGUCGGGAAGCUCCAAGUCAAAUUUCUGGCCCAUCAGAACUGUACGGCAGGGAUUCUGUAUACCAACAUUGCCCCUGGCUUUCUUUUCUUUCCUUCCUCCCAAACGGUCUUCUAUUUAUUAAUACUCUUCGUUUAUUGUAUGCUGUAUUUAAGAAAAAAAAUUGAAAUGGAAUGGAGAGGAGAAAGAACAGGAACGAGAAAGUAAAACGAAAAAAGCUGAGAGGAAAAUGGUUUAACAUUCCGUUUAGAUUCAGCUGAAGAGCAUCAAUUCUACUGGUCUCUCAUGGAUAUAAAAGUGUUGACACCUUUAACUGGUAAAGUUAGAAAUCUCACAGAUGAUGGUUAAAAAAGGAAAAUGCAAAAUAAAAUAAUGAGAUGUGGGCUUCCCUGGUGGCGCAGUGGUUGGGAGUCCACCGGCCGAUGCAGGGGAUGUGGGUUCGUGCCCCGGUCCGGGAGGAUCCCACGUGCCGCAGAGCGGCUGGGCCCGUGAGCCAUGGCCGCUGAGCCUGCGCGUCCGGAGCCUGUGCUCCACAACGGGAGAGGCCACAACAGUGAGAGGCCCGCGUACCGCAAAAAAAUAAAAAAAUAAUGAGACAUCAUUUUCCACCCAGAAAAUUGGCAAAAAUUAGUUCUGACAAUACUCAGUAUUGGUGUGGAUGAGCACUAGCAUUUUUUUCUAUGUGCUGCUGGGGCAUGAACUGGCUAAUUAGAAUUUUCGCACGUGAAGGUGCAUUUACACGCGACUCAGCCUUUACACGCCUAAGUAUCUAAACUGAGAGAAACUUUUAAACGUGUUUGUUUCAGCAUUGUCUGUAAUAGCAAAAUUAGGAUGUAUUCUAAAUGUCAUCAAAGGGAGAAUGAAAAGUAAAUUGUGGUCUAACUUCACAAGAGAAUAUUAUACAGCAAUGAAAGUGAAUGAAUCAGAGCUCCCUGUACUGCUGUGGCCAAGGUGCAAAGCACAAUGGUGAGCAAAAACGGCAAACUGCAGAAUGUUAUGUGUGAUUCCAUUUCUAUAAUGUUUUAAAUGGCAAAACCCAUCUUAUAGAUUGUUUAUGGGUCCAGAUGUAUGUUUUAAGGGUAUAAAGACAUGAAUGGGAACAAUAACCACUUGAGACACGCCAGAGGUGAGGAAGAGGACGGUGACGGGGUGGGGGCAGGUGUUGUGGGUGCUGGGUACACCGAUGUGGAUUCUAUCAUUAACUAUUCUUUGUGGCAUGCCUAAAAUAUCUCAUUAAAACAAAGAAAAAUAGUGUGAACACUGUCACGGCAACUGGGUAGCA
Molecule: messenger RNA, 10362 nt
Organism: Orcinus orca (killer whale)
Lineage: Eukaryota; Metazoa; Chordata; Mammalia; Artiodactyla; Delphinidae
Gene: C14H10orf62
Product: chromosome 14 C10orf62 homolog
Exons: 1
Coding region: 3255-4295 (346 amino acids)
Source: RefSeq, a predicted model, not a curated record